Emys orbicularis (European pond turtle) is the source of this 990-nucleotide messenger RNA. Its product is annotated as CMP-N-acetylneuraminate-beta-galactosamide-alpha-2,3-sialyltransferase 2-like. The record is from RefSeq and is a predicted model, not a curated record. Gene Ontology annotation, cellular component: membrane. The coding region runs from base 1 to 990 and encodes 329 amino acids. Lineage: Eukaryota; Metazoa; Chordata; Testudines; Emydidae. Gene Ontology annotation, biological process: sialylation. The transcript has 6 exons. Gene Ontology annotation, molecular function: beta-galactoside (CMP) alpha-2,3-sialyltransferase activity.
AUGCAGCACUGGAAGAAGUUGUGGGCUGCUGCAGCCCUGUGCAUGGUGCUUGUCCUGUGGCAGGUUCAUCAGUCCUUGUACCUGGGGCAUUCUGGCUCUUCCUGGAGGCCUGGAGACAUGCUGUGGCCUCUGUCCGUCUCAGAGGCCAAGCCCUGUGGCUGUGCCAGCUGUAUUGUGGAGCUCAGCAGCUCAGCCUGGUUUAAUGAACAGUACGACUCAGCGAUAAAUCCCCUGCUGACAGUGCACACCUCCAAGAUCGCCCCAGACGUUCUGUUGUGGUGGCUGAAGCUGCAGGGCUCGAAGAGCCGUGCCCAGCUCCAGGGAAUAAUCCAGCAAAUGUUUGACAUUCUCCCAUCCCCAACGGUGGAUGCUUGGGACCCCUCCCGCUGCAGGACGUGUGCAGUGGUGGGGAACUCCGGGCGCCUGAGGGGCUCCCACUACGGGCGAGAGAUUGACUCCCACCACUGGGUUCUGAGGAUGAACAGGGCACAGACUGCUGGGUUCGAGGAGGAUGUCGGCACGAGGACAACGCACCGCUUUAUGUACCCAGAGAGCGCUGUGGACCUCCAGCCUGGGGUUCACCUGGUGCUGGUCCCCUUUAAACCACUGGACCUGAAAUGGGUGACCAGUGCCUUCUCCACAGGCGAGCUGCGCUACACGUACACAAGAGUCAAACAGUUCAUUAAAGCCGACAGAAGCAAGGUGCUAAUCUUGAACCCUGCCUUUCUCAAAUACAUCCAUGACAAGUGGACACAGCACCACGGGAGGUAUCCAUCCACUGGCCUCACAGCAUUGCUCUUUGCCUUGCACACCUGUGAUCAGGUGGCAGUGUUUGGUUACGGUGCGGACAACAAUGGGAACUGGCACCACUACUGGGAAGCGAACCGUUACCCUGGAGCCUUCCACAAGACCGGCGUGCACAACGCUGGCUUUGAACUCACCCUCAUCAAGAAACUGGCAGCCGAAGGCAAAAUCUCCUUUUAUAACUAG